Bicyclus anynana (squinting bush brown) is the source of this 3895-nucleotide messenger RNA. Its product is annotated as adenylyl cyclase 78C. NCBI's taxonomy places the organism in Eukaryota, Metazoa, Arthropoda, Insecta, Lepidoptera, Nymphalidae. Gene Ontology annotation, molecular function: adenylate cyclase activity. The coding region runs from base 556 to 3879 and encodes 1107 amino acids. Gene Ontology annotation, biological process: adenylate cyclase-activating G protein-coupled receptor signaling pathway; cAMP biosynthetic process; intracellular signal transduction. The transcript has 26 exons. Gene Ontology annotation, cellular component: plasma membrane. The record is from RefSeq and is a predicted model, not a curated record.
UGAGAACCUUGCAGGUGAUAUUGCAGCCUAACAUAAAUUGCUACCUGCUACAAAUUCGUCAAGAUAAGUGUAAGCUCAUUGCAAAUAGAGGAACUUCCUCACAGCUGGUCAUCUUUAUGACAUCACUUACUGAAACAUAAUAUAUUAUGUUGUUGUAAUGAGUCAGUUUGAAACCUGCGCCGCGGACGAACACAUGUGUUUUCUGUGUGUUGUUUUAAUGCGAUUUAUUAGUCUAGACUUUAGUUCUAUAAUAACUUAAUACCCUAGUGUUGUAACCGUGGAUUAUUAUGCAAGUGGCAACUAAUAAGGUUAACUUUUAAUUGUGUCAAGAAAAACAAUUUUUCUGAAAUAAAUAUAAACAGUUUUAUCUAAUACAGUUUUUAGUUUAGUAACUGUUAGUUUAACUUGAAGUCUAGCUUUUCCCAAAUAAUUUAGUUACUAAAGGAUCGAGAGAACUUUGCCGACUUACAUUUGGAGUUGGAUUUUAUUAUUUUAGUUCAAACCAUGUGGCCGCAUCAAAGGGACUUCACCUGAGGGUAUAAUUGGUGAAAAAGUAUGGCGGACUGUCGGGCAAGAAGUGCUGAUGGAAGUUCCGGGCCUGAUGGAAGUCGCUGCUGCGAAGGUGUGCACGAGGAGAGUCAGGAGAGUCCAAACUGUGAGGAUGAGAGGCUUCCUGGAGAUGGCGCCAGCUGUACGCUACCUGACGAUCAUGUCCGGAUAAGCGACGACGACGGCUCCACCAACAGCGCGCGGAACAGCAUCGACCCCUUCCCCCCGGAAGCGGAACCAGCCGUUACAGAGAGCAUGCUAAGAACAGGUCGGUACUACAAGGGAAUAUACUGGCCAUCACUCACUAAUAGUUUUAAGGACGAAGCUGUCGAAUUAUCAUACCAAAGGUAUUCACGGAGACAAAGGCAGAAAUCUCUCAUAAUGGUCAACGUAGUUGACUUAGCGCUGAAGAUAUGUUUAUCGUUAAUCUACACAUUAUCAAAUAGAAAUAAUAUCGGGGUAGUGACGGACGGGUACAAAAUAACAUGGACGGCCGCGUUCUGUCUCAUCAACAUCGCGCUGUGUCUGCUCGGAGGAUGGCGCUGUUUCGCCAACAACUACCUGCACUGGGCCGCCGCUGCCACUUGGAUACUACUCAUAGCGCAGGGCCUAAGCGGUCAGGGCAUAGGUUUCCAAGAGCCAGAGAACCAGGUGUGGUACAUGCUGUUCAUCAUUUUCGUGCCGUACGCCAUGCUGCCGCUGUCGCUGGGCUGGUGCAUCGUCAUCGGGAUCCUGUCUUCCUUCUCACACGUGCUGGCCACGGCUGUUAAUAUUAAGGACUUGAUGCAAGACAUUACACAUGCAGCUAAGACAUGCGGUACUCGGAUCCUCAUAGCAAAUUCUUUACUUUACAUGGCCGUAAACUUCGCCGGAAUGUACGCUAAGUACCUCGCAGACUGGGGGCAGAGAAAGGCCUUCCUAGAGACCCACAGGUCUAUGGUCACCAGGCAAAGAACCAAGCGGGAGAGUGACAGGCAGUGGAAACUAUUUCAAAGUGUGAUACCGGAUUUUUUAGCGAAAGAGAUAUCAAACCACGUAUCGAGAGUAAAGGGAGAGUUCCAAGAACAGCAAUUUAAUAACUUGUACAUCCAGAGGCAUGAGGACGUCUCUAUACUGUUCGCCGAUAUAAAAGGAUUCACUGAGUUAUCCAGCAAAUGUAGCGCACAAGACUUGGUGAAACUGUUGAACGAGCUCUUUGCCCGCUUCGACAGGUUGGCUUCGGAGAAUCACUGUUUACGCAUCAAGCUGCUGGGGGAUUGCUACUUCUGUGUGAGCGGGCUGCCGGAGCGGCGCAGCGACCACGCCUUCUGCUGCGUCAACAUGGGGCUGCAGAUGAUCCGCGUCAUCCGCGACGUGCGCUACAACAAACAGGUGGAUUUAGACAUGAGGAUAGGCAUCCACAGCGGUACAGUACUGUGCGGCGUGCUCGGUUUGCUCAAGUGGCAGUUCGACCUGUGGUCGCAUGACGUCACGCUGGCUAACCACAUGGAGAGCGGAGGACUCCCAGGGCGGGUACACAUAUCGGCAGCUACUCUGGAAUGCUUGAACGCGACGUUCGAGGUGGAGCCAGGAGAGGGCGAGAAGCGAGACCCCUACCUGCGCGAGCUCAACCUCACCACCUACCUCAUCAAAGCCACGGAGCAUCCCAGGAGAACUAGGAACAAAUCUAUAAGCACAUACUCCAUACAGCCCCAGCUGCAGCUGCAACAGCAAGAGAACGGCCCGCGCGGCAGUAACGGCAGUAUAGAGGAUGAGAACACCACCGACUUCAUACCGGAGAUGCCCUUCCAAAGUUACUUCCAAAGCAGCGCCACAGUGCUUCGCAACCGUCGCCCCGACAAACACGAUGACGUAGAACAUGGGCAGGACUUGGAGAUUACAUCUUUAUCAGAGCAGGAGGACGACAUUAUCAAUCACUCUAUCGAAGUGAGCAGUAAUCGCCGCAUGCGGGUGGAGCACAUGAAGCCGUGGUCGCUGCACUUUCGAGAGCCUUCCCUGGACGAGCGCUUCGGAGAACUGGAUGAGAAGACAUUCAAGUCCAAUGUUAUGUGUUGCUUCGUGAUAUGGCUGUUCAUUGUGGCUGUGCAGUGUGUCAUACAUUAUAAUUGCUGGUUGCUGGUGGUGAUACUGAUGAUAAUGACGAUCCCGCUGGCGCUGUCGUUCCUGCUGGUGAUGGCGGAGGAGUUCCAGCAGGCGGUGCCGCGGCUCGCCAAGCUGUCGGCGGCCGUCAGCGGCGACCGCUUGCGCCGGAACGUGCACAUCUGCUGCUUCGUCACUAUCAUGUCCAUAUCUAGCACAAUAAAACUUUACAUUUGCCAGGAUACUAUUACUCCCGCUGAGCCAUCUAAAAGCAACAUCACUCGAGUGGUCACUAUCUUAGAAGAUUCCGACACGCAAGAAAUACUAGAGGAGUGCUACAAACCGGAAUAUGUUGUGUUCACAUGGAUCCUGUGUCUGGUCGCUCUGACGUCGAUCCUGAAGCUAUUCUAUCUGAUAAAAACGUUACUCGCUAUCGUUAAUGUUGGGAUGUACGCUAUACUCUUGCUGAACUACUACAAUAAAGAAGAAGACGCCUCGGGUGAUGGUAAUAACACACUACGUUUCUACAUCCAAAUGCUGAUCUUGAUGAUGAUGUUCCUCGUGAUAGUGGUGUACCACGCGAGGCUGAUGGAGGUCACGUCGCGGCUCGACUUCCUCUGGAAACUGCAAGCGGAGACUGAUUUGAAAGAGAUGAAGGAAACCCAAAGGACGAACAGACAUUUGCUGAAACACAUACUUCCUGAUCAUGUCGUCAAUCAUUUUCUGAGCAAAGACAGGUGUCCUGAUGAGCUAUAUUCACAAUGGAGGGACGAGGUGGCGGUGAUGUUUGCGGGCAUCCCCAACUUCCACGAAUUCUACUCCGAACAGAAGGCCAUCGACUGUAUGCGGCUGCUAAACGAGAUCAUUUUUGACUUCGACAGGUUAUUGACGCAACCAAAAUUUAAAUGCAUAGAAAAGAUAAAAACAAUCGGAGCGACUUACAUGGCAGCGUCUGGGCUGAACCCUAACCAUAAGAUCGGAGACGACGAUUGCAAGCAUGUGUGUGCGCUGGUAGACUACGCAUUCGCGCUGCGCGAGGCGCUCGAGGACAUCAACAAGCACAGCUUCAACAAGUUCCGGUUACGAGUAGGUAUAAGCUGCGGGCCACUGGUGGGCGGCGUUAUCGGUGCGCGUAAACCCGUGUACGACAUCUGGGGGAACACGGUGAACGAGGCGUCCCGCAUGGAGUCCACCGGCGCCAUGGACCGCAUACAAGUUACCAAGUACACCAAACAGGUCGGCAUAGUGUAGCUAUAGUGUAGAUAUG